Euleptes europaea (tarantolino) is the source of this 814-nucleotide messenger RNA. It is a transcript of the gene BRI3BP, whose product is annotated as BRI3 binding protein. The transcript has 3 exons. Lineage: Eukaryota; Metazoa; Chordata; Lepidosauria; Squamata; Sphaerodactylidae. Gene Ontology annotation, cellular component: mitochondrion. The coding region runs from base 1 to 753 and encodes 250 amino acids. The record is from RefSeq and is a predicted model, not a curated record.
AUGGCGGGCGCGCGGGACGGGCUGCUGCUGCUGCGGCGGCCUACUCGGCGGGGCCUGCCGCCCCUCGGCCUCCUGCUGCUGGGCCUGCUCCUGCUGGCCGGCCCCGGGGCGCGCUCGGCGCGGGGCCGCGGCGGCGCCGACAAGCAGAACAGCCUGCGGCGGGCGGCCAACGGCGUCUACCUGGGCGUCAGCGGCCUCUUCGGCGAGGAGAACGUGCGCGCCCUGCAGAAGUUCUUCUCCAGACUGACUGAGCGAUUUGUCUACGGUGUGGAUGUUCUAGUAGAUACAUUCUGGAGAAUAUGGACAGACCUGCUGGACGUUCUUGGGAUUGAUGCCUCCAACUUGACCCAUUACUUCAGCCCCGGAGCCGUCACCAACAACCCCACACGCGCCCUCCUGCUGGUCGGUGCCAUCUUGCUGGCCUACUGGUUCCUUUCUCUCUUCCUCGGGUUCUUCUUCUACCUGCUGCAUGUGCUGUGUGGCCGAUUCUUCUGGCUUGUGAGGGUCGCCCUCUUCGCCCUCUCCUGUGUGUACAUCCUCCAGAAGUACGAAGGCGAGCCGGAGUACGCGGUCCUCCCCCUGUGCUUCGUGGUGGCGGUCUACUUCAUGACUGGGCCGGUGGGCUUCUACUGGAGGCGGAGCGGUCACAGCACCCUGGAGGAGAAGAUCGACCACCUGGACAGUCAGAUCAGGCUCCUGAACAUCCGUCUUUCGAGGGUGAUUGAGAACAUGGACAGAGGCGGUGACCAGUGAAAACGCCAGGUCCAGCUCAUUUUCACACCAGCUCUUUAGGAAGUUGCUAAGCACUGUCUCU